Molecule: messenger RNA, 5090 nt
Organism: Pogoniulus pusillus (Red-fronted tinkerbird)
Lineage: Eukaryota; Metazoa; Chordata; Aves; Piciformes; Lybiidae
Gene: SRC
Product: SRC proto-oncogene, non-receptor tyrosine kinase
Exons: 12
Coding region: 188-1840 (550 amino acids)
Biological process (GO): innate immune response; negative regulation of extrinsic apoptotic signaling pathway; osteoclast development
Cellular component (GO): extrinsic component of cytoplasmic side of plasma membrane
Molecular function (GO): signaling receptor binding; non-membrane spanning protein tyrosine kinase activity; ATP binding
Source: RefSeq, a predicted model, not a curated record
AGGCGGGAGGUGGCUGGGAGUUAAUGAGGGGCGAUGGUGUCCCAGGGCAAGGGCAGGAUGGGCAGGCUUCCUGGCAGCUGAUGCUUGAGCAGGCUCCAGAGGUUGUUUUGUUUCCUAGUGGUGAGGCAUCUGUCAUGCAAGCCUCGUAGUAAUCCUCAUCAUAACCAUAAUCAGAGAAGCCCUCUGCAUGUGCGUCUGUCUCCUGCAGCCCAGGACCAUGGGGAGCAGCAAGAGCAAGCCCAAAGACCCCAGCCAGCGCCGGCGCAGCCUGGAGCCCACUGACAAUGCCCACCAUGGGGGUUACCCAGCCUCGCAGACUCCCAGCAAGGCAGCAGCUCCCGACAAUGCCCACCGCACCCCCAGCCGCAACUUUGGCACCAUGGCUGCCGAGUCCAAGCUCUUUGGAGGCUUCAACACCUCUGACACGGUCACCUCACCGCAGCGUGCCGGGGCGCUGGCUGGUGGCGUCACCACCUUUGUGGCCCUCUAUGACUAUGAGUCCCGGACUGAAACAGAUUUGUCCUUCAAGAAAGGAGAACGUCUGCAGAUAGUCAACAACACGAGAAAAGUGGACGUCAGGGAAGGUGACUGGUGGCUGGCUCAUUCCCUCACUACAGGACAGACGGGCUACAUCCCCAGUAACUAUGUCGCACCCUCAGACUCCAUCCAGGCUGAAGAGUGGUACUUUGGGAAGAUCACUCGUCGGGAGUCCGAGCGGCUGCUGCUCAACCCCGAAAACCCCCGAGGGACAUUCCUGGUCCGGGAGAGUGAGACCACAAAAGGUGCCUACUGCCUCUCUGUCUCUGACUUCGACAACGCCAAGGGGCUCAACGUGAAGCACUACAAGAUCCGCAAGCUGGACAGUGGUGGCUUCUACAUCACCUCCCGCACCCAGUUCAACAGCCUACAGCAGCUGGUGGCCUAUUACUCCAAACAUGCUGAUGGCUUGUGCCACCGACUCACCAACGUCUGCCCCAUGUCCAAGCCCCAGACCCAAGGCCUUGCCAAGGAUGCCUGGGAAAUCCCCCGGGAAUCACUGCGGUUGGAGGUCAAGCUGGGACAGGGCUGCUUUGGAGAGGUGUGGAUGGGGACCUGGAAUGGCACCACUCGGGUGGCAAUCAAGACGCUGAAGCCUGGCACCAUGUCCCCGGAGGCCUUCCUGCAGGAAGCACAGGUCAUGAAGAAGCUUCGGCACGAGAAGCUGGUUCAGCUCUACGCCGUGGUUUCAGAGGAGCCCAUUUACAUCGUCACUGAGUACAUGAGCAAGGGGAGCCUCCUGGACUUCCUUAAGGGUGAGAUGGGCAAGUAUCUGCGGCUGCCCCAGCUUGUGGACAUGGCUGCUCAGAUUGCAUCUGGCAUGGCCUACGUGGAGAGGAUGAACUACGUGCACCGGGACCUUCGGGCAGCCAACAUCCUCGUGGGGGAGAACCUGGUGUGCAAAGUGGCUGACUUUGGCUUGGCCCGCCUCAUCGAGGACAACGAGUACACUGCUCGGCAAGGUGCCAAGUUCCCCAUCAAGUGGACAGCCCCCGAAGCUGCUCUGUAUGGCAGGUUUACCAUCAAGUCAGACGUCUGGUCCUUUGGCAUUCUCUUGACCGAGCUGACCACCAAAGGCAGAGUGCCAUAUCCAGGGAUGGUGAACCGGGAGGUGCUGGACCAGGUGGAGCGGGGGUACCGCAUGCCCUGCCCACCCGAGUGCCCCGAGUCCCUGCAUGACCUCAUGUGCCAGUGCUGGCGGAAGGACCCAGAGGAGCGCCCCACCUUUGAGUACCUGCAGGCCUUCCUGGAGGACUACUUCACCUCGACAGAGCCCCAGUACCAGCCUGGCGAGAACCUAUAGAGCCGGAGCUCUUCCUGGCACCAGGGACGCUGCCGCUUUCGCCGUGAGGCGCCAAGGGCUGGCCUCCCCGCCAAGGGGCCCGGGUUUUGUGCAGCAGCCCUGGGACAGGAUGAGACAUCAUCUCCAGGUGUGGCCAGGGGAGGUGCUGGGUCCUCUCUUUGCUCCUUAAGACUUCUGGCCCGUGUUUGAUGAAGUGACACCAUCCGCUGGGAAGAGGAGCCUGUGGCCCCUGGUGGACCCGGCUUGGGAGGCGAGCAGAGCAUCUCUCACCAAGAGACCUGGCUUUCAGGAGACUUUUAUUCCUCAGCAGCUCUGGGGUGAGCCUGAAGGAAUUGAGGGACAGCAUCACCCCACCUUGGACACACAGCCCUGGUCUCCUGCACCCCCUUUCUAAAUCAGCACAAAUUACCCUGCCCCUUUGCCCUUUCCCCCAUCCCCUCCCUGGCUCCAGUUCUCCGGAGGGCACUGACAGAGAUGUUUCUCCAUGGGAAAGGUGCAAUCCCUGCUUUGGACUGAUGAUGUGCCACGGUGGUGGUGCCAGUGUGGGGUGCCAGUGAAAUGCUAGUGGUCUCCCUUUCUUGAGUGCCCUUCCCAAGGGCACUGGGCAUGUGAAAUGUGGCUGCUUGUUGUUCCACUGCCUGACACCAUGCCAGGGGGGCAUCCAGGUGCACAUUCAAGUCUUCCAUCUGCCUCUGUCCCCCUCGAGGGACCCACCUUGUCCUCUGGGAGUGGCACAGGGCUAGUGCCAGCAGAGUCCUCCUUAGGCUGUGGCCAACCUCGCUAUCCCAGCUCUGCAUUCUCCCACUGAGCACUCCUGGUCUUCCAGCUUGACCCCCUGGGAAGUGCACCAGACGCCCCUCAGCUGACCUUCCCUGGCUCUGCCGCCAACUCUCCCACCAGCAGAGUUCCCCAGGCUGGCCCUUCCAUCAAACCUGGUGCCACCACGAGGGUUGGGUGCAAGGCACAUGUGGCUGUUGAAGGGAUCAGUGUGUUUUGGGGGAAAUACUGAUCUCUCACAGCUGCCUUUGCCUACUUAGCACAUUUUUAGCUGCUUUGCCCCAGCCCCUCGAGCCUCACUUGCCAGGCUGUGGUCCCCGUGCAGUGGGAGCAUCCCCAGCCAUGGGCAACCAUCCUGGAGGAGAGAUCUGGGAAGUGCUGUGCCACAUGGGAGACAUUCCCAUCUUCAUCUCCUGCCCCUACUCACUGCCAAAGGCCUCAGCUGUGUUCAGUGAGUGUCUACCCCUGCCUGGUUUUGCCCACACACACAUCCUAUGGGGCUGAAGCCCAGCCCCUGCGCUCUCCCAUCCAGCACCUACUUGUACAUAGCCCUCAAGCUGUCCUCACACCCUCCCAAACAUCACCUUCAUUGCAUGUGGGUUUUUCCCCCUCUCCUGUGGCUGGACCCAGCUGGAAACCCCUCGCUGUGGUGGCUCAUGAGGCUCCCUCACCUCUGGGGUCCUGGGCAGCCUUUCUCCAAGAGAACUGAGGGAUCCUCAGAUGCUCUCUGAGACCAAGGGUGGGCUGGGAAUGCUGGGGGGGCAGAAGCGCUGGCGUGCACCAGUGGGAAGGACCCGGAGUGGAGAACCAGUGGCUUUGCCCAUCUCUUGGUCUUCAGCUGGUGGGCUUGCUUUGCCCUGCUCGUGGGAUAGGGUUUCCCUCUGGCACAGCCUCCUUGCAGGCAGCGGACCCUCCAAGCAUGUCCUUGCAGACCCAAGCCACUUCUCCCUAGCCCCGCUGUGGUGCCAGUGUCCCAUGAAAGCCAAGUGGGAGCUGAGUGUGGGCUGGGUGGUGGCCAAAACCUCCUCCCCAAAACUCUGCCGGAGUUAGGCUCAGGCAUGCUGCUGCCUCCCAUUUGCUCCUGCAGCUCCCUGACCACUUACGAGCCAAGUGCUUGCUUGGUUGCUUGGUGGCUCCUUUUUAAUGAGUAGAACCUUCAAGGUCAGCUUGAGUGGGCUCUCCAGCAGUAUGGAGAGACCCUGCUGGCUUGGAGAACAGCAGCUGGGUUAAUGACUUUUUUAAACCAUUUUGGGACUUGGAGCCUGCUCUCCCUCUUCCUAGCAGAUUUGCUGUGCCUGCAUCACUUUGUUUGGGCAGGUACUCUCCAAACCUUGAUGUUCUGGGUUUUUCCAUGUUUGCACCCCUGGGAUGGGUGGCUGCCACGUCCCUGUCAGUGCUGCCAGAGAAAUCUGUCCUGUGGCAGCCAGUCCCAGGGAUAGGCUGUGCCAUAGCUCUGCCUAAAUUACACCACAUCCCCACGCCUGAGGAGAAACCUCCUAAAGCUGCAAUGUGCAGAAGCCAGGUUGGCUGUGAAAGCUGGUAGAGGAGUUCUAGCUCCCCACAGCAGGGGAGCUGGAACUAGAUGGUCCUAGUGGUCCCUUCCAGCCCUGAUUCUCUGAUUCUGUGUUUCUAAGUGCACAUGUUGAGUCUUGACUCUUGGCUGCCUGCAUCUUGUACGGGGGCUUGGUGAGCAGGGUGGGACUGGGCUUCACCCAGUGGGUUCAUUUCCUGGCUCUUUGUGGGAAGUAGCAAAGCAGGAACUCAGCCUUGACACGUGGAAGACCCCGAGCUGGCUUCAUCCCCCAUGGCUUUUGAGAAGCUCUGACAAAGGAGACAUGCUGGGGACUUUCCAGGCCAGAAACCAGCAGAGCAAUCCCAGAGGAGCCCUCCUGCACAGGGCUGGGGUGUUCUGCACGUUCAUGUGUCCACCCAUGGGUUUGUGCAGUCAGCGUGGUGGGAUCCAGCCCCUCCAGACUCAGCGCUGCAGCCGGGGGUCCCCGGGGAUCUCGAGCAGCUCCUUCAUCACCAUCUUUGUCUGCCAAUUUAUUUUCUAAGCCAGUAAACUCCAGAGGGGAGCCCUCACCUAAGGGUGCUCUUAGGGGUCAAUAGCACCCUGCAAGUCACUCUCCUCUGCUUGUCAUCACCUUUUAUUUUUUACACAGUGUUUUGUAAGAUCUCCAACCAACUAUGCAGAGAACAUAUGGAUUUGUGUCUCUCUCUCCACCCAGCUCCCCUCUUCCUCCCCACCUGCCUUUUUCAGUGUCAAAGUAAAAUAUUUAGCUUUUUUUUUUUCCUUUUUUUUUUUUUCCUUUUUUUUUUUUAAUAAUAAAACUUUGGAAAACAAACAAACAAACAAAUCUGGAAAGGUCCAGCUUUGUGGGUGGUGGGGGGUGGAGAUGCUUUGAAACUCUAAUGUUGAUGUAAAUACUUUGCAAUUUGAUAAUUAAAUACAAACAGACCUCACAAAGCCAAA